Messenger RNA from Tachysurus fulvidraco (yellow catfish), 1461 nucleotides. It is a transcript of the gene ptges3l, whose product is annotated as prostaglandin E synthase 3 like. NCBI's taxonomy places the organism in Eukaryota, Metazoa, Chordata, Actinopteri, Siluriformes, Bagridae. Gene Ontology annotation, biological process: chaperone-mediated protein complex assembly; protein folding. Gene Ontology annotation, molecular function: protein-folding chaperone binding; Hsp90 protein binding. The record is from RefSeq and is a predicted model, not a curated record. Gene Ontology annotation, cellular component: nucleus; cytosol. The transcript has 8 exons. The coding region runs from base 147 to 614 and encodes 155 amino acids.
GUCUUAAAAUAGCCCCGAUCACUGAGCUACACCUCACACACUCACACACACUCUCAGUAGGAACACAGAGAUUUGGGAAUCACACUAAAUUCUACCUGAAAGAUUCUGAACAUUUCUACAACUACAGUGAAUUCUGAAGACUCAGGAUGCAAAAGAUUAUCAGACCAGAAUACUGCCAACCAGCAAAAACUCUGUGGUUCGAUCGCAAAAAAUACAUUACUGUGAACUUCCUGGUUCAGAAGGCGACAAAUGUUCAAAUCGACAUCCAGGACACCAAAAUGAUCCUAAGCUGUAAAGAUGACGACGACAACGACAUCUAUAACGAGAUCGAAUUUUAUGAUCGAGUUCAGAAAAAAGAUUCCAGGGAGAAGGUACAUGAUCGGACCAUUAAUGUUCUGAUAAGAAAAAUGAAGGACAACGUAGCCUGGCCUCGUCUCACUAAAGACACGGCUAAGCCAGCCUGGCUAUCGGUAGACUUCGAUAACUGGAGAGACUGGGAACAUGAGGAGGAAGACGGCCAGGCCGAGUUCGAACAGUACAUGGACAUGCUGAAUGAUAUGAAACAGACGGGAGAGCCGCCCAGCAUGGAUGACCUUGACUUCGAUAGCGACUGAGUGACUCCAUCUUCUGAAGAUUUUUCAUUCUCUGCAAGGCUCAGGAAAAUAAUUCAUUGAAAGUAUUUUGUACUGAAUGUAUUAAGUAUAAAUAAUACAUAUGGACACAAAUGUGAUGUAAUUUUAUGAAAAAAUUAACAACGUGUAAUCUUACUGCCUACAAAUGGAUUAUUUUCCCUCAAGUUCGAUUUGUUUUUAUACCAAAGCAAUUUACUAAUAAUUGUUUUCUUAUUAUAUUAAUGUAUACACGUUAAGAACACAUACGUUUUGUGGUACAUCCAUGAAACAAUUAAAUCUGUAUGUCCUUCAUCCUUUCUAUGGAGUAAAGCUUCAUGGUACAAAUUUAAUUCUGACCUUUGCAUAAGCCAGACACUGGAGAUUCCACCCAAAUAAUCUGGUCUAUCGUGUGCCCUGUCAUCUGGUCUAUCAACUGGUCUAUCAUCUGAUCUGUCGUCUGGUCUAUCAUCUGGUCCAUCAUCUGAUCUGUUGUCUGGUCUAUCAUCUGAUCUGCCAUCUGGUCUAUCAUCUGGUCCAUCAUCUGGUCUGUCGUCUGGUCUAUCAUCUGGUCCAUCAUCUGGUCUGUCUUCUGGUCUAUCAUCUGGUCUGUCGUCUGGUCUAUCAUCUGGUCUGUCGUCUGGUCUAUCAUCUGGUCUAUUAACUAUUCUAUCAAUUAGUCUAUCAUAUGGUCUAACAUCUAGUCUAUCAUCUGGUCUAUCACCUAGUCUAAAAUCUGGUCUAUUAACUAGUCUAUCAAUUAGUCUAUCAUCUGUUCUAACAUCUGGUCUAUUAACUAGUCUAUCAUCUGGUCUUUUAGCUCAGACCGCAAAUAAAACUGGAAUAAUGUCAA